Messenger RNA from Notodromas monacha, 5619 nucleotides. Lineage: Eukaryota; Metazoa; Arthropoda; Ostracoda; Podocopida; Cyprididae. The record is from the annotation of a GenBank genome assembly.
CGAAUUUUCGAAAGAAGAAAACAAGAAGAAAGAAUCGCGGGGUUUAAAAAUUCCUGCGGCGAAUUCACUUGUGGUCAUCGCCGUCGAUGACGUGACCCAGGUUCGGCGUGGGGACAGAACCGAGUGGGGAUGGAGAAAGUGACGCGGCCGUGAGUUUGUGACACGCGAUUGCCGAAACUGGGGGAUAUUAAAACAAAAAAGAAGCAGGAGAAGAACAAGAAGAAGAAGAACGAGAACAGGAGGGAGAACAAGAAGAAGAGCGGGAUAAAAGGCGGGAAAAGAAUAUUGAAAAAAAGAAAGAGCCCGGCCGACAUGACGUCGUGGCGCGGGCUCGUCGUCGUCAGCGUCGCGUUCUGGUGCGCGGCUGUCGAGCUCGUCGUCGUCGUCGAUGCCGACCGCGGCGACAUGCCCAUCAACUCCUUUCGUGGCGACGGAUGCGAAUGUAAUGGACGAGCACAAGACUGCAGGUUCGACCAGGAACUGUAUGAUUCCACUGGCCGAGGCGGGUAUUGUCUCAACUGCGUUGGCAACACUGCGGGGCCACAUUGCGAACGCUGUUCCAGAAGUUUGCAGUGUGAUAGUGAAGGCAAAUGUCAGUGCAAGCCGGGAGUCGGUGGAGAAAAGUGCGACCAAUGCUUACCCAAUUUCUUUGGGUUCAGCGACACGGGUUGCCAACCCUGCGGCUGCGUGGUGGCCGGCAGCCUGGACAACGAACCCCGUUGCGACCCAGCUUCAGGGGACUGCAUUUGCAAGGAGAACGUGGAAGGCAGUCGUUGUGACAAGUGCAAACCGGGUUACUUCAACCUCAAGUUCGACAACAGGUUCGGGUGCUCAGCAUGUUUUUGCUACGGACACUCGUCAAUUUGCGAGUCGGCAUCUUCCUAUGCCAAAGCCUCAGUGUCGAGCAUUUUUUCUCGCGGUGAAGAAGGUUGGACUGCUGUGGACGUGUACCAAAGCCCAGUCCCUGUUUCCUACAACACUGUGUCCCGUUCGAUCCAAGUUGACGCUUCCGGGGAUGAAGCAGUUUAUUUCGUCGCUCCACGUAAAUUUUUGGGCGAUCAGCGAGCGUCGUACAAUCAGCAACUCGUUUUUCGGCUGCGGAUCGGAGAAGUGGGAUCCAAAGUUAGAGCUGAUGAUCUUAUCAUUGAAGGCAAUGGUAUGACGAUUUCGCAGCCAAUCUUUGGUCCUGGGAACACCCUUCCAAGCAUUCAAACACAAGAAUUCCGGUUUGUAUUGCACGAACACCCGGACUACAGAUGGAGCCGUCGGAUGAGUGCCAAGGACUUCAUGACAGUGCUGAGCAAUGUGACGAGCAUCCGGAUCCGUGGCACUUUCAAUCCUCGCGGUGUCGGUUUCUUGGAGCAUGUAGAGCUGGAGUCUGCGCGACGAGGCCUGACUGGCCCGGCUGCCGACUGGCUCGAGAUGUGCACCUGUCCAGAGGGCUACGUGGGCCAGUUCUGCGAGUCCUGUGCCCCCAGGUUCCAUCACUCGCCUCCACUGGGUGGCCCAUUCGCCAAGUGCGAUCCCUGCAAUUGCCACGGCCACGCCGAUGUCUGCGACGCGGAAUCCGGGAAAUGCAUUUGCGCUGACAACACUGCGGGUGAUAAUUGCGAAAGAUGUGCCAGAGGGUUUUACGGAAACGCAGUGGUGGGCACGAAGGAAGACUGCAAGCCGUGUCCGUGUCCCAACGAUGGCCCCUGCAUUCAAAUCACCGACGGCAGCGUCAUCUGUACAGAAUGUGCUGAAGGAUACUCCGGCAAAAGGUGUGAUGUUUGCUCCGACGGUUAUUUCGGAGACCCAAGUGGGAAACAAGGACCCGUGAGCACACCCUGUCAGAAGUGCGACUGCAACGGAAAUAUCGAUCCCAAUGCUGUCGGGAAUUGCCGGAGGACAACAGGAGAAUGUCUCAAGUGCAUUUACAACACGGCUGGGCCACAAUGCGAAGAAUGUCGUCCUGGCUACUACGGAGACCCUCUCAGCAUCCCCAAGGGAGAUUGCAAACCUUGUGGAUGUUUCCCCGUUGGCACAGUGGAGACCAUCACACAUGGUGGUGAUGGGUACCAAGACAAGUCCUUCGUGACUUACAGUUGCGACCAGCUCACUGGCCAGUGUUCUUGCAAACCUUACGUCAUUGGGCAAAAAUGCGACCGAUGCGCCGACGGGUUCUUCAAUAUCCGGAGUGGAGCAGGUUGCGAAGCUUGCCAGUGCAAUGCAAUCGGUUCGAUGAACCAGACUUGCCAUCCUGAAACUGGCCAAUGUUUCUGCAAACCCGGCGUCGUCGGACUCAAGUGUGACCAAUGUGCCGAUUAUUUCUACGGGUUCUCCUACGACGGCUGCAAGCCUUGCGAAUGUGAUGGCAUGGGAUCCUUGUCACUGCAGUGCGACACAGACGGAUCGUGUCCGUGUCGAGAAGGUGUGACAGGGCGACGGUGUGACAGGUGCGCAGAGAACAGGUACGAUCGACAGUCGGGCUGUCGAGAAUGUCCGGCUUGUUACUCCCUCGUGCUUCUGGCCGUCGAGGAACACCGUGCCAAAAUCGGCCAAAUUCAAAAGCUGCUGGACGAGAUUGCCAACAAUAGGACGCUGAUAGAAGACGCCAAUUUCGAGAGCGAAUUGCGGCGAGUUCAGUUUGACGUCAACAAGCUUCUGGAAGAUGCCAAGCGAUCCACGGAUGCUGUUGCUGGAGGAAAUAUUAGUUUAGCAGAACAGCUCCUAGAGUUGCAAAAACGAAUGGAAACCAUGACUGCGAAGCUGUCGGUCAUUUACGACACCGUCAGAGACUCCACGGAAAAGGCCGGAAGAGGAGAUAGUGCGGCGUAUCAAACGGAGACCAUCAUUUCCCAAGCCAAAGAAAUUCUCAAGAAUGCCGAGACAUUCUUGGACCAGGAAGGCGGAGAUGCUUUGCGUCGUGCCGAAGAACGCUCGAAACAAUUCGGUCAGCAGAGCGAGAGAAUGUCGGAAAUUUCUCGCCAAGCCCGUCAAUUGGCCGACAAGCAAAAAUUGGAGCAACUGGACAAGGAGACGACUCUACUCACGACUUUGCUGCGAGACACUCAGGAACAAUCGUCUCGAAGCCACACGGAGUCGAGUGAAGCCCGAGACAAGGCCAUGAACCUGGUUUCUGAGGCCAGGUUGGUCUCCGUACCUGACCUGGAUACAGCAGCACUGGACGCGGAAUCGGCCAGAAUCAGGGAAGAAGCCGAGGAAGUUGCGAAAAAUGCUGUUGAGCUUGUGCGGGAAAACGAAGAGUUGUUGCGCGUGACAGAUACCAAGAUCAAGGACACUGCGGAAUUGCUGGAGCGUGGAAUUCAGCAGCAACAAAUUGCCGAUUCCUUGCUUGCGGAGGUUGAUUCUGCAAAAGCGGACGCGGAUGAGGCUGUGCGCAGAGGAGACACGAUUUUGGCGGAGGCUGAGAAAACUCUCAACACUCUCAAAGAUUUCGAUGGCCAGGUUCAAGAGAGCAAAGACAGAGCCGCAAACUCGUUGCAAACGAUCGACGACAUCACGCGACUGAUUGAGGAAGCCGAGCAGUUGACGGUGAAGGCGCAUCAAGCACUCCGCGGGGCGGAACAAGAAGCCGACCAGGCUCGCAGCAUCGCGGAACAGGCCGAGGUCUUGAGCAACAGCGCGUCGAACCAGGCCGGUCAGGUCGAAGAAGAGACCCGGGCCACGAAAAACCAGGCCACGGAAUUGAAAGCCAAGACCAAUGACAUCGACAUUGAGGUCCGGAGAUUGGAUGAACGAUUGGAAAACUACCAGGACCAGGCGCAAAGGGACAAGAACGUGAGUCGGCUAGCAUUGGAGAAGGCGGAACAGGCCAAAGCCAAUGCCGCCACUGCCAGAGAUCGCGUGAAAGACGGCCUGGCGAAAGUUGAAGAAAUCCGCCGAGAUUUGAAUCGCAUUGACAAAAUUGACAUCCGGGAACUGGAGCGACUAGAGCGGAUAUACCGGGAAGUUGAGAUCGAAAUUCAGCAGUCUGGACUGGAGGAGACUCUCAUGGACUUCCGCACUGCAAUUAACCUACAGCAUAAUUGGAUGACAGAUUACGAAAAGGAGCUGGAAUUCCUCACGAGCGAAGUGCGCAACAUCAAGGCCAUCAACGACGCCCUGCCCGACGGCUGCUACAAACGUGUCACUCUGGAGCCGUAGGAAUUUCCCGAAUCUGAGCGAUUGAAAAAAAAAAUUAAGGUGCUGUGGGAUAUAUAUGCGACAUCAAAAAAAGCACUUAAAAGCAAUACAAAAAAACGAAAACAAGCAAAGAAAACUGCCAAUUUGACCAUCAAUUGAUGAUACUGAAUGACAUCACUGACGUACCUCGGCGAUGAAGGAAACUAAAAACUGCUGCUGCACGUGGGUGCAUUUAUACUUGGGACGAAUGAGUGAAAGGGAGACGACAUUCGUGUGGAUCUUAGUUGAGCUUAGAUAAUUUCGUUUGUUUUGUUUUGUUUUUUUUUUCCUUCUCCUAUUUUUUGCGGUCAUUUUGAUUUCUUUUCUCUGCAAGUCGAUAUUCUGGAUGACAUAACGAAAAACGUCAUGAGGGUUGGGUCGAAAGCCUUCGUGAGCUCUUUUUUCAAAAAUAGAAUAAAAAAGAUUUGAUUUUCAUUUAAGUUUAAGCUCUGUGUGGAGAAUCUCUGAAUUAUUGAAAGACACAGAAUUUCACGAACAUUCUUUCAAUUUUUCAUCUCGAAUUUGUUGAUCUUAUUAUGAACAAAAUGCGAGAAAAUAAAAACAAGCAUAUCGGAAGAAUAAUUAAAAUUUUGUCCAAGUAUGUGCAGCCGUCUUCGCAAGUUUCGAAAUGCGUAUUGUUUUUAUUUCAAGGAAGAAUAUUUUGCGUUGUUAUAUUUUCUCGAGGAAAUUAUUGCAGUGUGUAUACAGUAGUGUAUUUCAAUCUUCAUGGAGUUCCGAAAUAGCGUCAGCAGAUUUUCAACAAAAACCUCGCAUGAAAGAAAAAAAUUAACUGGUUGAAAUAAGACUAAUUAUAAAAUCACGAGGCAGCGACAACUAUGAUAUAAAUUCACCCCCUUGACAUCGGAAAUUAGUCAAUUUAAAUUAUAAUUCCAGAUUUCAAAUCAUGGCAACACAAAAUCGUAGGUUCAAAAUCAAAUUUAAGAAUUAAUCGUGCAAUAAUCUCGCGUAAAAUAUUUUAGGAAUUUGGCAGAUUUUUGUUUUGGCGAAUCUCAAUGAAACAUUCGAAUUUUCACGUUGGAGGUUUAAAAAAGUUGAACAUCUUCCAUCGUUCGUGUUAAUUUUUAUCCUUCGACUGAAGAAACUUUUGGCCUGACCCUCAUCGUGACAUUGUUGUAUAGCCGAUCAGAUAUACGAGCAAGAACAACGAAUUUCUUUUUUGUAAAUAAGGAAAAAAAGGAAAGAAAAGAAAACCCGGACGUGGUGCUUGCUUGUUUGACACGAACAUGUAUUUUGUUUCAAGCCAGUAGUUGAUGAAGAGAAGAAAGAAGGAAAGGAAAAAUUGCGUGAAUCUCGCACGGGAAUGAAUUUUGAGUAUUUUGCGAAGCUUCUGAAAGGCGUGAGUGACGUUUGACAAAACCUCAACUAUGGCAUUUUGAUUACUCGAGUCUUGCGAUCUGGUCGGAAUAAAAGACGGUCGGAUUCCCUAUUGGA